Angiostrongylus costaricensis is the source of this 360-nucleotide messenger RNA. Lineage: Eukaryota; Metazoa; Nematoda; Chromadorea; Rhabditida; Metastrongylidae. The record is from the annotation of a GenBank genome assembly.
AUGAUUGCUCUCCGACGCCCAAACCGAACAGUUCCAGCGUACAGAAAGGCAAUGGCGAAAAUCAUUCACGAAUACUACUCGGAUCUCUUCGAUAGCCACGUCCACCUUCCGCCAUAUGAAAUAAAGGAGGAUGGAUAUGUUAUACCACCGGUUCUCCCAUCCGAAAUCCGACAUGCCAUUUCGUCGGUGAAAAAUCGCGCAGCACCAAGUACGAACAGGAUAAGACCAGAAUGCCUGAAGAACCUUCCGCCAGUCCUCGUAAACACACUGGCUCGGUUCUUCACACCUUACCUGUCUGAAUACAAGGUCCCCUAUUCAGUGGAAGACCAGCAAGAUGUCGUCAACAAAAUUUUUAUUUGA